CUCUAAUACAUGACGAACCCCACUGCACUUGAGUUGUGACAGCCGGAUCCUCUGCCGAGCUCUUGUCAACUAAGUGGACAUCACUUCCGAAAUCCGAUAUAUCGGGGAAUGCGGGGAAAGAACCGAGGCAACCCUUAUAUUAUUAUCUCACUGCCACAUUCCCGUUGGAGCAUCGUCGACCCAAAGACGAUGAAUACACUCCGAACAAAUCGCCAGGGAAACAGCAGCACUAAUUUUCACUUACACUCCAAUUGCCAAAAACAGCCACUUCCACAAUGCCGAAUGAAGCUGAGAGCAUCGCGGGAGGCCCCGUCGACGUGGCAUCACUGAUCGAGGACCACAUCCUGCCCAAGUUGGAUCCCGAAUUUCUGUCGUACUAUGCCGAAAGCCAGGCUCGCAUGAGGACGCAAGGGCAGGGUUAUGUCAACAACUACACCAUCGAGUACAUCCGCGCCCACCCGGAGCUGAGCCGGUCGCCCUGCUACCUCGACACGUCGGGCUACCCGAGGGUGACCGACAGCAAGUUCCAGUCGUCGUUCGACAGGGGCGUUGAGAUUCCCGUGCGCAUAUAUCACCCGGAUCCCGAGAAGCAUGGGCCAGGACCGUAUCCUGCGCACCUGAACUUCCACGGCGGCGGCUUCGUUCUUGGGGAUUUGAACACGGAGGGCGCCCUCUGCCUCAGCAUGCGUGAAGCGGGAGUCGUUGUUGUUGAUGUCAACUACCGCCACUGUCCGGAAACAAUAUUUGGUAAAUCCUUCCAGGAUGCGUUUGACGCGCUGAACUGGGCGCGGAGCUCUGCCGCGACACUCAACAUCAACCCCGACUCCGUCUCGAUCGGCGGCGUCUCAGCAGGCGGACACAUCAGCAUCGUGCUACAACAUCUGGCCCGCGACGCCGGCAUCCCGCUGAAGCUGUGCAUGGCGUCCGUCUGCCCAUCCACGGACGGGCUGAGCUACAAGUACUACACCGACUCGCCGUUCCCGUCCUUCCACGAGUUCCACCGCGGCCCCGUCCUGCCCUGGGAGCGUAUCAAGUUCUUCGGGCGGAUGUGCAUGCCGCAGGACAAGACGGCCGAGCUGCGCAAGCUGUGGCCCGACUGGUGGUUUGCGCCGCUGCGCGCACCCGACUUCGCCGGCCUCUGCGACACCUUCAUCCGCACGGCCGAGGCCGACCCGCUGCGCGACGAGGGCGAGGCCUAUGCCAUGAAGCUCGUGGCCGGCGGGAACAAGGUCACGCUGAAGCGCUACCUCGGCUGUCCGCACACCUUCAUGUACAUCGAUGCCAUGCGCAAGAAGCACGAGUAUGACCGGGACGCCAUUGCUGCGCUGAGGGUUGCGCACGGUCUCAAGUAAGGGCUGCAACAUACUAAAACUACCGGAGGCCCGGAUGGACACAGUGUUAGGUCCUGUGUGGUGCACAAAGUGUACUACUAAUAGUGGUAGUAUGUGUUCACUCAGACUAGGUAAAGAAUAAGGUAUAAUGUCAUUUACAAAGUCUUAGAGUGCGCAAUUUGGUCGGCUCUCUUCCCUC
Molecule: messenger RNA, 1530 nt
Organism: Chaetomium strumarium
Lineage: Eukaryota; Fungi; Ascomycota; Sordariomycetes; Sordariales; Chaetomiaceae
Product: Alpha/Beta hydrolase protein
Exons: 4
Coding region: 276-1352 (358 amino acids)
Molecular function (GO): hydrolase activity
Source: RefSeq, a predicted model, not a curated record